AUGGGGACAUUUUAUGUGUGACUCUCCGGCAGAGAGUUAAUUAGUCUUGGUCUUCGGGAAAAUGGCGGCACCUAUUGGCUGUAUAGUCUUCUUAGAGGACAAUAUUUGAUCAAGUUAGCGGCUCUCUUCUGUCUAAGCUAACUGAGGUCAUCUGGGCUCCAGGUUGUUGGCUGGUGCAUAGUGGAACGUAGCUGGAUAGUGCUGGGUAACGGUCUGUGUCAGUGUGGAUCGUGAGGGCUCUUGGCCAAAACUGCCGCCACCAUGACAGCUCCGUGAUCUCGUCAGUAACUGUCUUGUUGUUAAGAUCUCCUCUGUGAAUUUCCUAGAAAGGAGGGCCGUACUCUACACUGAGAUGACCUCUGAAGCUACGAUUGCUCCACCAAGGAGCAAGCUGCCAAACUCAGGAUAUCGAGACUUCUACUGGCUCCGUUCCUUCGUGGCAGGAGGGGUUGCCAGCUGCUGUGCUAAAUCAACCAUUGCACCCUUGGAUAGGAUUAAAAUUCUCUUUCAAGCACAAAAUAUCCACUACAGGCACCUGGGUGUACUCGCCACCAUAAAAGCUGUGAAACACAAAGAAGGCUUUCUAGGGUUUUAUAAAGGAAAUGGAGCCAUGAUGGUCAGGAUCUUCCCAUAUGGAGCCAUACAGUUUAUGGCAUUCGACAGAUACAAAAAGUUCGUACGCAGGACUAUCAGCAAAUCUGAGCAUCUAUCUAGAUUAUUGGCUGGAUCAAUGGCUGGUAUCACUGCAGUUAUGUGCACUUAUCCACUGGAUAUGGUCAGAGCUCGUCUUGCAUUUCAAGUGACAGGAGAACACAAGUACAAUGGCAUCAUAGAUGCUUUUAAGAGUAUUUACACAAAGGAGGGAGGAUUCCGUGGAUAUUACAGAGGCCUUGUUCCCACUGUUAUAGGAAUGGCACCUUAUGCAGGUUUCUCAUUUUUCACUUUUGAGACCUUAAAAACUGCCGGACUCAAACAUGCCCCAGAACUGUUGGGGAAACCAUCCUUCGACAAUCCAGAUGUCAUGGUACUAAAGACACCUGUCAGCUUAUGCUGUGGUGGGAUUGCUGGAGCCAUUUCACAGACUAUCUCUUACCCUCUGGAUGUCACACGGCGGCGGAUGCAGUUGUCUGCAAUCUUGCCAGAUUCUGAGAAGUGCCGAACCAUGUAUCAAACCCUGAAAUAUGUCUGCACAGAGCAUGGCAUAAGGAAAGGACUGUACCGAGGUCUCUCUCUGAACUACAUCCGCUGCAUUCCUUCUCAAGCUGUGGCAUUUACAACAUAUGAGUUUAUGAGGCAGAUUCUGCACUUAAAUGAAUCUCCACCUCCAAAGUAGGAAGAUUACAGCAUCAGAAGCCUUGCACAACAAAAUCAUUUUAUAAUCGGAUAUUUGCAGAAGAGCGAUCACCUGUUUAGAGUUCCUGAAUCUCGUUCUUACAGUUUAUGCUACAAUAAAGAGUUAAAUGAAUACAUUUUAUUAGGUACAUGGUGGCAGUAUCAAGUAAAUGCCUCUCUUUGUAAUAUAUGAGUUUUUUUUAAAAAGAGUGAUUUUUUUAUAAAGACCUCUAAUUUAUAUUUAUGGAUCAUUGUAAUUUAAUAACACACUUCUAGCUCUGACUGAAUAGAAAAUUCCAGCUGGAUGACUUUGUAAAAUGUAUAUAAAAUAAUAUAAAUAUACAAAUGAUUUAGA
Molecule: messenger RNA, 1687 nt
Organism: Rana temporaria (common frog)
Lineage: Eukaryota; Metazoa; Chordata; Amphibia; Anura; Ranidae
Gene: SLC25A16
Product: solute carrier family 25 member 16
Exons: 10
Coding region: 353-1333 (326 amino acids)
Biological process (GO): transmembrane transport
Cellular component (GO): mitochondrial inner membrane
Source: RefSeq, a predicted model, not a curated record